Camellia sinensis is the source of this 675-nucleotide messenger RNA. Lineage: Eukaryota; Viridiplantae; Streptophyta; Magnoliopsida; Ericales; Theaceae. The record is from RefSeq and is a predicted model, not a curated record.
AUGGCAGUACCCGCAAACAUCUCAAAAUCGAAGGAUGCCAUUUUGAUAGUGGCCACACUUAUAGCAACGGUGGCCUUCACAGCAGGUAUCACCAUGCCUGGUGGCUACAUUAAUGAUAACAAAGACCCGAACCAGGGAAUGGCAAUUCUAACAAGAAAAGCAGCUUUCAUAACUUUUGUGAUAACAGAUACCAUUGCCCUGACAUUAUCCGUUUUUGCAGUGCUUGGCCACCUCUCUACUAUGUUUGAUGACGACCCGAUUGUAGUAAAGAAGCAACAUAGUUUAGAUCUUACUGAUACUAUUUAUGCUAUGAUUGCAAUGUUGUUGGCAUUCAUUACAGGGACAUAUGCUGUGUUAGCACCUUCAAGGCUUUCUAUUUCAGUUUGUGUUCCUCCUCCUGCCGCCGAUUCCACCGUCUCUGAGUUCGAUCCCGUCGAUUCUGGCAGUGACCUUGAAGAAGACGGUUACUUCUUUCUCUUCCUCUUUAUUGGUUCCAUUCAUUCUGUUUUCUUCACAGAGGACGAUCAGAUAGCAGAGAUGGACGAAGAUCAAGACGUCUCCGGAGAGGACCAACUCGACGCCUUUACUGCUUUCGAGAGGGGCUUAGUUUCCAUUGCCGACGCUCACUUCUUCAACUCCUUUGAAGAGGACUUUGAUGACUCCGACAUCAACUGA